CUUCUCUUCAUUUCUCUCUACGUCUCUCUAACCCUCCCUCUCUCUUCUUAUCUCCGCAAGAGACGUCACUUCAAUUUACCAAAACAGACCAUAAGAAGGAACAAAAGAAGAAAAAGGAUUCCUUAGGGUUUUUCAAUAUGAUGCAAGAAAUGUGGAAUGCACCACCUGGUUUUAGACCAACAAAAUCUGCACCAACUUCACCAGCAAAGCCGCUUGGUGUUUCAAGAACUCGCUCUGAGUCAUUUCAUGCUAUCCACAAAGUCCCUGUUGGUGACUCUCCUUAUGUUAGAGCCAAAAAUGUUCAGUUGGUUGAUAAAGAUCCAGAGAAGGCAAUACCUCUAUUUUGGGCGGCAAUAAAUGCUGGGGAUAGAGUGGAUAGUGCAUUGAAAGAUAUGGCUAUUGUUAUGAAGCAACAGAAUAGGGCUGAUGAAGCAAUUGAGGCUAUCAAAUCUUUACGACAUCGGUGUUCAGAUCAAGCCCAAGAGUCUCUUGAUAACAUUCUUCUUGAUCUUUACAAGAGAUGUGGAAGAUUGGAUGACCAAAUAGCAUUGUUGAAGCACAAGCUAUACAUGAUUCAACAAGGGUUAGCUUUCAAUGGAAAAAGAACAAAGACUGCAAGGUCUCAAGGGAAGAAAUUUCAGGUUUCUGUGGAACAAGAAGCAACUAGGUUAUUGGGGAACUUGGGAUGGGCAUUGAUGCAACAAAACAAUUACAUUGAAGCAGAAGAUGCCUAUAGAAGGGCACUUGCUAUUGCACCUGACAACAACAAGAUGUGCAAUCUUGGGAUUUGUUUGAUGAAACAGGGGAGAAUUAGUGAGGCUAAAGAGACAUUGCGCAGAGUGAAACCAGCAGUGGUUGAUGGGCCACGAGGUGUAGAUUCACAUCUCAAAGCCUAUGAAAGGGCACAGCAGAUGCUCAAUGACCUUGAAUCUGAGAUGAUGAACAUAGGAGGCGAUCGGGUUGAACAAAGUAGGCUCUUUGAUGCAUUUCUUGGUUCUUCAUCAAUUUGGCAGCCUCAGCCUUGUAAGGAUCAUCAUAGUGUCUUGCCAACAACCAAUGCAAAAUCUUCUCAUGAUGAUUUCUCCGAUGAGAAUGUCGAUUCCAAUAUAGUAGCAAAUUGUGCCCAGAUGGUGCUUCCUCAACAGAAAACUAUCAAACAGCUCACUACUCCUCCUUUAGGGAAUUUAUGGAAUGUUGAUGCACCUCCAUUCUAUUCCUCCAAAUUGGUAAAGGAGCCAAUUAAGGAACCAAUUGGGUAUCAAUUCCAUGAUAAACUUAAGAGGACAAGGUCAGGAAAUGCUACUAGUUCAAACAGAAAGAUUGAAAUGGGGUUGUUCGCUGCACCAUCUGUCGAACCAGAAAACCCAGAAACAAAGACGAGGAGACUAUCAGACGAAACAGAAGACAAGGUGUCACAGUUGUUGCCAGAUAAUGAUGACUUUGAAGAAGCCAUCCUUGCAGCCGUUCUAGGUCCUGCAAGAAAUGCAGGGAAAACAGCAGGGAAGGUAGUUGAAACUGCAAAUUCUGGGACCUUUCAGCAGAAGAAGAUGGAAAAGCGACUCAAGGUUUUCCAGGACAUCACCCUCUCUCUCAGCCCAAGAGCCUGACUUAACUUAGUUACCAGCCUUAACUAAUUUAAACUUAAAGAGUUGAUACUUUUAAAUCUAGGAUGGAGGAGAUAAACUUGUUCUCCUUGACCCUGCUCCUCUUUAGAGGAAGGAGUUACGCAGUGCGGCAGUGGGGUGGAAGCAUUAGCAAGCAAGAUUUUUUGUGGGUAUUUCACUACACACACAAGCAUGUGAUCUAUUUAUUUCAUUUAUUGUCAGCCUCUUGAAUAAGGCGCAUGUUAACUUGAUAAUAAGUCAAUGUCACAUCUCUUGUAGUUCUAUCCUAUGAAAAAGAAGAUGGUGAUUGAUUCA
Populus nigra (black poplar) is the source of this 1919-nucleotide messenger RNA. Its product is annotated as protein POLLENLESS 3-LIKE 2-like. Lineage: Eukaryota; Viridiplantae; Streptophyta; Magnoliopsida; Malpighiales; Salicaceae. The transcript has 4 exons. Bases 138 to 1607 code for a protein of 489 amino acids. The record is from RefSeq and is a predicted model, not a curated record. Gene Ontology annotation, molecular function: protein binding.